Micromonas pusilla CCMP1545 is the source of this 384-nucleotide messenger RNA. RefSeq names its product profilin (gene PRO). Bases 1 to 384 code for a protein of 127 amino acids. Gene Ontology annotation, molecular function: actin monomer binding. The transcript is spliced from 3 exons. Gene Ontology annotation, cellular component: cell cortex. Lineage: Eukaryota; Viridiplantae; Chlorophyta; Mamiellophyceae; Mamiellales; Mamiellaceae. The record is from RefSeq and is a predicted model, not a curated record.
AUGAGCUGGCAGUCCUACGUCGACGACCAUCUUUUGGGCACGGGGCACGUGACCCAAGGCGCGAUCUGCGGGACGGACGGAUCCAUGUGGGCCGCGUCCGCGGGCUUCGACGUGCGCGCCCCGCCCGAGGUCUCGAAGAUCGUGGCGGGCAUGGACGACCCGUCCGCGCUUCAAGCGGGCGGCGUGUACGUGGGCGGGCAGAAAUACAUGUUCAUCUCCUCCGACGAUCGCAACGUGGUGGGCAAGAAGGGGAGCAACGGUCUGUUCGUGUGCAAGGCGGCGACGUGCGUGGUCGUCGGCACGCACGACGAGAACAUCCAGGGCGGGAACUGCAACACGUGCGUCGGUAACUUGGCGGACUACCUGCAGAACAACGGCAUGUGA